Molecule: messenger RNA, 2184 nt
Organism: Tetrapisispora phaffii CBS 4417
Lineage: Eukaryota; Fungi; Ascomycota; Saccharomycetes; Saccharomycetales; Saccharomycetaceae
Exons: 1
Coding region: 1-2184 (727 amino acids)
Cellular component (GO): MBF transcription complex; SBF transcription complex
Molecular function (GO): transcription regulator activity; DNA binding
Source: RefSeq, a predicted model, not a curated record
AUGACUGUAAAUCAAAUAGAUCCAACAAAAGUGCGGUUGAGUGAUAGUCCACUAGAUGAUUAUCAGAGACUUUACUUUCUAAAUUUAUUUUCAGAUAUAGAUAAUAAGAAUCAUAAUAAUAAUGGCCAGCCAUCGUUAUAUAUUAAUGUGAAAAAUGUUAUAUUUAAAACAAGUUAUAAUGAAAUUUUCAACGAUUUAAGAAAAUUUAUUACAAUUAAUAAUAAAAAUAAAUCAAUCGUUAAACAAAAUGUAGCAAUAGAAUUGAAUGGGGAAAAAAAUAACUUAAAUUGUCUGGAAUAUCAGGUUCCAAAUAUUUUAAUACAUUCAGAUGAGUCACAACAUACUGUUUAUGAUAUUUCAGAACAAUAUUGGAAAAGAUUAGCUUCAACUGAAAAAAAUAUUUUCCAAUUUUUGAAGGGUGAGCUUAACUUAGAUAAUAAUUUAAUUAUAUCAGAUUAUGAGAAUGGCAAAAUUAAGUUUUCUAAUGAUAAUUUCACAUUACCAACUUCAUGUCGUAAACGUCAAAAUUCUGUCGUCGGUAAGGUAAAAGUUGUAGAAAAAAAUGACAGUAAUUCAAUGAAAAUAAUGUUUUCACAGAAUCAACAAGAUAUCAUAUUAUUAAAUCCAAACAAUUAUAUAAUAUGGACUGAAAAACAUCAACAUGUCUUUUUCAGUGGGAUUUGGAGGUUAUAUCAAGAUGUAAUUAGAGCUUUAUCAAACUCUCCAAGAUAUACGGUUAAAUCACUGAAGAAUAACAAUGAUGAUGUAAAUCAAAGUAAUUUGGUCCUACAGAAAAUCUGCGAAUCAGAGUUUCGCUUCACAAUGAACUAUGCAUUUUCAGGAAUAGAUAUUGGAGCUGAUAUUAAAAAGAUUAGAAUGAGAAGAUCAAGAAAACAUAAUUGUAGUCAUCCAAAUAAAUCAUCGUCAGUUAAUAAUUUUUCUGUCGUUGCGAAUGCUAAAUAUAUUGAUUUUCCAUGGAGUUAUGUUGAUGCAUCUUUAGAGAAACGAUUAUUAGAUGAGUACAAACAAUAUUUGAAAACUACACAAUCUUUGACAGAGGAGGAAAUAGAUUACUUGCAAUUCAAAGAUUUAAUACAAAAAAUACGUGGCGGCUAUACAAAGAUACAAGGUUGUUGGUUACCAUAUACAAUAGCUAGGGAGUUUUGUCUUAGGUUCUGUUACCCAAUAAGGUAUUUACUGAUACCAGUCUUUGGUGAAUCAUUUCCCGAUGAAUGCUCUGAAAAAUAUUUUUUAAUGAAACUGAAAGCAACUGGUAUUAAUGGUCCAGUUAUACACACAAGUAAAAUUAAACAUAAUGAAAGGAAUAGAAAGAUUUCCUCAAAGGAUACUAGAACCACAAGGACUCAAGAGAAAGCGACCAAACAACCAAAAAAAUCAGGUUCAAAGAGGGUGAGAAAACCACGUAAUUCAGCAGAACCUUCAAAUAAGAAGCAAAAAAAGCCAUCCGAAAACAAAAUGAAACAUGAAUCUUCAAUUACUACCAAAACCCAGAACCUGGUACUUCCUAAUCAAGAUAAAACCCCUGUCACAACAGCAGUUGUUAAUUCAUCAUGUAAUGUUAACCAGGUCCCUCCACGUAAAAGGUCAUCUGCGCAGAUGGAAAUAGAGAAUCUAAUAGAUCCUUUAACCACAAUAAAUAUAGCACCCAUUUCAAAUAUUCAAACUCCAAAUACUGCAUUUAAUGACAGAAUCAUGCAACUACAAGACUUAAGAAGCGCCGCAACCCAAAAUAUCCAUAGAGAAUCAAUCCUUCCAGAUUUAAAUUAUAACAGAUCAUCUUCGUGGUCUAUUUCUUCAAGUUCAACCUUCAUGACCUUUGAUAAAAAUUCAGAGGACAUCUUACCACCACUCAGCUCCAUUUUAUCGAUUCCAACUACCAUUAAAAAUCCGAUCUGCUAUCGCAAGAACUCAAAUGAAUCUGUCAAUGCAUCGUAUAUUUUAGAACCACCAUCUAAUGUAUCCAAUUAUAGUUAUAGAAAUCCAAGACCAAUUUACUACCCACUAACUCAUAGAGACAUGAAUCGUAACAAUUCAAUUUAUUCUCUAACUAGCAGCGCCAUGGGUUUUAGAGACACUCAAAAUUCAUUUAGAAAAGAAGAUUAUGAAAAAAAUCCAGUCAUCCUAAAAAGAGCUUCAGUCGAAAAAGCGUUUCAAAUUAUUUAA